AUGAAUAAAGAUACAUUAACACCACCACCACCAGCACCACCACCAGCACCACCAUCUGGAGUCAACUCUUUUACUUUUACUCAUUCCAAACGUAAAAACGAGGAUUUCGACGGGGAUUACAAAAAAAUCAAAAGUCUAACAACAGAAGACUUGAUGAAUUCCAAUCCAGAAUGGCCACAGUUUAUACAUCCAGAUGGUGGUUUAGUUAAAAUAACUCCUUGGGGCUCUAUAAGGCAGUUUGUUGAUCCUAUUACCAAUGAAACAAUGACAAAAUUCGAAGAUUGCGGUUUUGACGAUUAUUCAUUUAGGUCGCAAAGUGUUGAAAAAAUUUACUCUACUCCAAAUACUCCACAGUCCUUGUACCAACAGCAACCACCGCCGCAACAACUAAACCAGCAGUCACAACAAAAGGGUAAUAAUAGUGUGUCAUAUGUGUCACGCAAAAGUAGCUUCAACAACAGCAAUAGCGGUAACAUUACGCGUAUGAACCUAAGUCCAAGUGCUGAAGUAGAAGGAUAUGUAGUAGACGGAUAUUCCUCGCUGCCAUUGAAGCAGAAACUGCCACAGCAAGAACAGUUUUGUCAAGAACAUGAGAACUACUUUGGAAUGACCGAACUUGAUUGUGGGUAUUCUAAUGAUGAAGAGGACGAAGUGAUGCUGUGA
Molecule: messenger RNA, 663 nt
Organism: Lodderomyces oxycetoniae
Lineage: Eukaryota; Fungi; Ascomycota; Pichiomycetes; Serinales; Debaryomycetaceae
Exons: 1
Coding region: 1-663 (220 amino acids)
Source: RefSeq, a predicted model, not a curated record